This is a messenger RNA of Motacilla alba alba, 3674 nucleotides long. RefSeq names its product delphilin-like. The transcript has 12 exons. The record is from RefSeq and is a predicted model, not a curated record. Gene Ontology annotation, molecular function: protein binding. Bases 466 to 2403 code for a protein of 645 amino acids. NCBI's taxonomy places the organism in Eukaryota, Metazoa, Chordata, Aves, Passeriformes, Motacillidae.
GCGGCUGAAGGAUUUCCCUCCACGGGCGCUAAUCUGUUUUCCCUCCUUCCAGCUCCUAAUUCCCCCCAGAUCCGCAGGCUCAGGUCAGCACCGGGCUCAGCCGGGACGAGCACGGCAAUUAGUCUGCCCGCGCUGCUCUGUGCCGUGGAAAUCGAGUUAAUUAGGAGAGGGAAGGGCCAGAAAGACCUCAGUGCGUGUGUGGCGCCGAGCUGGAGCCGCUGGAAGGGCGCGGGGCUCCCGUCAGAAGGCCGGGAAGGGACAGCCACCCCCGGGCCGCUCUGUCCCGGUGCCACCCGCCCCGGACCGGCCCGCGGGCUGCAGCGAGCACGGGGAGCCGGGAGGAUGCUCCCAGGAGCCCUGCGGGUGCACGGGAAGCGCUUCUGGGGGUGACGGAGGAGAGCCAGGAGAGCUCCGAGCCCUCGGUGGGACAAAGCUGCCGCCGCUGAGAGCCCCCGGCGUGCCCGCAUGGCCGCGGACUUCUUCGCAGCCAUGCCGGCAACCAACCAGGGCUGGCCCGAGUCCUUCGGGUUCCGGAUAAGCGGCUCCGGCCCGUGCUACAUCCUGUGGGUGCAGGAGGGCAGCAGCGCGGCGCUGGCGGGGCUGCGCCCGGGGGACGAAGUGCUGGAGAUCGAGGGCCAGCCCGUGUCCUCGCUGGGCUGCCGGGCGCUGCUGGGGCUGGCCCGGCGCUGCUCCAACGUGCCCCCGAGCAUCGGCGUGGUGUCGCGGCUGCGGCACGCCAGCAUCCCCCCCGGGCCGCGGGGACGCUUCGGCUUCGAGCUGGCGAGCGAGAGCCCCCCGCGCGUGGCCAGCGUGAGCCCCGGCUCGCCCGCCGCGGCCUGCGGGCUGCAGCCGGGCGAUUUCCUGCUGCAGGUGGACGGGACGCCCGUGGCGCUGCCGGAGGAGGCGGCCGCGCUGGUGGGGUCGUGCCGCGGGCGGCCCCUGCGCCUGGCGCUGCUGCGGCCGCAGUGCGGGGACACUGCCGGGGACACCGCUGGGGACACUUCUGGGGACACUGCUGGGGACACCGCUGGGGACACUGCUGGGGACAUUGCCAGCGACAGCGCUGGGGACACCGCCGGGGACCCCGGGCCCAGCGCCGGCUCCGCGCACCGGGACAGGAGGCAGAAGGCGCAGGAGUUCAGCAGGAAGGUGGAUGCCAUCCUGGGGGAGCAGCGGCAGCUGAAGGAGGAGCUGUUCUCCGUGCUGAAGCAGUACGCGGCCGAGAGGAGGGUGGAGUGCCUGGCCCGUGCCCUGAGCUCGCUGCUCACCCAGGAGUCCCACCAGCCCCUCAUCGACAGCAUCAGGAUCUUCAUCCCCAAGAAGCACCGGCAGCGCUUCGACGAGGUGGUGUCGCAGAGCCUCAUCAGCAAGCUGUGCCGCUCCAAGAGCGAGCACGGCAGCCGCCUGCGCCGCAGCCGCAGCGAGGACCAGCAGGAGCGGCUGCUCGUGUCCACCCGCGCCAGCUCCGUGCCCCGCAGCCACGAGGAGCUCAGCAGGAGCCUGCGCAAGGCCACCUCGCUGGUCAGCAGCAAUGUGGCCUCGGGGGCUGCCCGCAGAACCGUGCGAGUUUAUAAAGGCAACAGGAGCUUUGGCUUCACGCUCCGCGGCCACGCCCCGGUGUGGAUCGAGUCUGUCCUGCCAGGGAGCCCGGCCGAGAAGGCUGCCCUCAAAGCUGGAGACAGGAUCCUGUUCCUCAACGGCCUGGACAUGAGGAACUGCUCCCACGACAAGGUGGUGUCGAUGCUGCAGGGCAGCGGGGCCAUGCCCACCUUGGUGGUGGAAGAGGGCAUCGUCAGCUUCUCCAGCGACUCUGACUCUGCCGAGUCCCCGAGCAGCUCCUCGGCCCUCACCUCCCUGCAGUGGGUGGCAGAGAUUCUCCCCUCUAGCAUCAAGAUCCAGGGAAGGACGUUCACCCAGCAGCUGGAGCACCUGCUGACCCCCCCCGAGCGUUUCGCCGUCUGCAAGGCGCUGGAGGGCUUCUUCCAACACCGCGCGGGCUGUCUUGCAGCCUGGCUGUCCCUGGCAGGGCAGAUCCUGCUCCACCUCUUGAACCAGAGGACCCUGACAGCCGACCUGAAGGACCUGCACAGCACGGUGAGUGACAUCCAGAAGGCGUGUCACAGCAUGCCAGCCACCGCCGAGGACAGGUUUGCCAUCGUCAUGAGCUCCUUCCUGGAGAGUGCCCAGCCCGCCAUGCGCUCCCUGGACGACCUGCAGCACAAGGCCAUGGAGGAGUUCAGCAAGGUGCUGUCCUUCUUCGGGGAGGACUCAAAAGUGACAACUUCUGAAGCCUUCUUCGGCAUUUUUGCAGAGUUCAUGAGCAAGUUCGAGCGGGCUCUCAGUGACGUGCAGGUGGGCGAGAGCCAGCGCAGCCCCAGGAUGACCUCUCCCCUCGCCUGGUGACAGCCUGCGGCCACCUGAGGUGCGACGGUUCCUUGCCAACAAAGUGCAAUUUGCUCCUGUCCAGUCUGGUUGUAAAUACGCUGCUGCCACCUGCUACCAGCCAGCAGAGGCACGGACAGAGGGGUCGGGGCAGUGGACGCUGAGAAGGCACGCAGGUGACAGAGGGUGACACGAAGAUAAACCCUGCGCUGGUCCUGACAGAGCUUCCUUGGCACCCUGCACUUCCAGGGGAUCCCAGAGCCCAGGGUUUGGCGUCCAUCUGGUAAAACCCCACUGUGCCACGUUUCCCAAACACCUGAACCUGGCCCCAGCGGCUGCUCGAGACCUUCCCCACUCCCCCAGAGCCCCUGCCCGAGCGUGGGGGCUCUGCCCAGGCAGCCUGGGCUGGGGGAGAGCCCGGCCACAUUGCCCCCGAGCAGCUCGGCAGGGAAGGGAGCCUGGGGGGAUGAGCAGGAGGGCGGCCACCUCCAGCUCCUCUGGGACCCUGAGGACGCUGCUGAGUCCUGUCCUGUCCCUCUCCAAGCCCUUCUGCCCUGGGGAGAGCAGGGGGGGCUGGAGCUGCACCUGCCCAGAGGGGAACAGUGGAGCAGAGAGCGCUGGAGGUGGCCCAGAAGCUUCAGUUCCUUCCCCUGGCAGCCAGUGGCAAUGGAAAGCAGCGGGACCUUGCAGAACCCUUCUGGCACAUCCCUGCGGUCCCGAGGACGGAUCCGGGCUGAUCCUUCCAGCUCACGGCUCCUUCCUGGCCCUCGGCUCUGCUUCAAGCUCUGCCAGAGGCUGACGGGCCUUGAAACCCGCCCAAGAGAGUAACAGGAUCAGCACGAGGGUGUUGGGGCUCGCCAGCAGACAGCCCUGGGCAUUUCGAUGCCUCCUUGGAAAGCACGGAGUGCCCAGAGCCCGUGAAGGAGCAGGAGUGCUCUGCAGCCCCAGGUGCUGCUCCCAGGCACGGCAGAGGCAGCGGGGGAGGCAUGGAGGGAUUUAGCAGCCCUGUGCCUGUGGCACUUGGGGACAGGGCUUGGGUCAGUGGUGGCUUUGGCAGAGCAGGGGAAGCAGCUGGACUGGACGACCUCAGAGGGCUUUCCCGACCUAAAUGAUUCCACAGUUCGGGGAGCCCCUUUGCUGUAGGAGCAGUUUUCAUGGGGAGUAUCCCAGGGAGCCCCAGAAGUGUCCAUGGCCAGCUCUCGAUGUGGACACCCACCUCCUGGUGUGCACACCCCCCUUUCCUAUGUGCACACCCACCUCCCAGUGUGCACACCCCCCUUUCCUGUGUGCAC